This is a messenger RNA of Episyrphus balteatus (marmalade hoverfly), 1657 nucleotides long. Its product is annotated as protein artemis-like. The record is from RefSeq and is a predicted model, not a curated record. Gene Ontology annotation, molecular function: damaged DNA binding; 5'-3' DNA exonuclease activity. The coding region runs from base 159 to 1304 and encodes 381 amino acids. The transcript is spliced from 3 exons. Lineage: Eukaryota; Metazoa; Arthropoda; Insecta; Diptera; Syrphidae. Gene Ontology annotation, biological process: double-strand break repair via nonhomologous end joining; protection from non-homologous end joining at telomere; interstrand cross-link repair.
CAAAUGUUUAUUUGUAAUUUUUACUUCGCGCAAUCUUUUUUAUCUAUUUUUAUUUCAAAAGUUUUAAAACUGCAUCACUUUGUUUGUGUGAUUUUGUUUAAAAAUAAUAAACCUUUGUUUUGUGAUUAAAUUAGAUUAAACUAGAAUAACAUUAAAAAAUGAGCACAUUCAUGGGAAUUUUCGAUGAAAUUCCUGGCAUUGCUGUUGACCGUUUUGAUGCAGAUUGUUUGAAAUCCAAUUACCUAUUCCUUUCACAUUGCCAUGCAGAUCAUAUGGUUGGACUCUCGGAAAUAGUUAAUCUUUCUAUUCCAUUAAUCACCAGUGAAAUAUCAGCAGUAUUUCUUAAACAUCAAUUUCCAAACAUAUCCAAUGCUAUAGAAACAAUAGAAAUUGAAUCGCCACUUGAACUCAAAUACAUCUUGAAUGGAAACGAAAUUGAACUGAUUGUUACCGCCCUCCCAGCUAAACACUGUCCUGGCUCGGUAAUGUUUCUAUUUGAAACAACGACCCAAACAGUCUUGUACACAGGAGAUUGCAGAAUUCUCCCAUCUCAUUUUCAGCAGUAUGACAUUUUAAAAAAUAAAACGGUCGACUCAAUUCAUCUGGAUUCCACAUUCCUUUCCGAAAGAUUUUAUGAGUUCCCAACACAAUAUGAAAGUAUAUCGGAAAUAUGCUCACUUAUCCAUGAAUGGCUUGAGAUGCAUUAUGAAAACAAAGUUCUCAUAGAAAUGCCCGCUCAAUAUGGUGUAGAGUUCCUUUUCAUGGCCAUUGAACAAAAAUUAGGACAGAAAAUUUAUGUCAAUGAGAAACAAUGGCAAAAAUAUGUUUAUCUUCCUGCAAUGGAUCAUUGUAUAUCACCAGAUGCUAGUAAAUGCAGAAUUUUUACAAAAUUCAAAGGUUUUUAUGGAACAUACCCUGAUUAUCCAUUGAAAAAACUACGAGUCAUUAAGCCAUCGGCAAUGUUUUGGAAAGAUUGGAAACGUGGUGAACCUAUUGUGAUGCAAGUGGGUGAUAAAAAUGAGUAUCGUGUUGCCUACUCUAAUCAUUGCAGUUGUUUGGAGUUGAAACAAUUUUUAGAAUUUAUUAAACCAAAAAGAGUUAGUUUGAAUGUUGUUCCGGAUAAUUGUCGACUUAGCUAUGCGAAUUGUUUGAACAAAAUUUACGUUACAAACAAUGAGACGAUUAUAACUGUAGAAAAGGAAGAUGAAAUAAGUUUUGAUAGUAUAUUCUUUUUACCAAAUCCAUGUAAUCUUAAAAGAAAUAACUCAGAAGCUAAGCUUCUGCCGAAAAGACUGAAAUCCUGACGAAAAAUUAUACAUACAUAUUUUUAUUAAUUGAUGUUGUUAAAUUAGUAUAAGAAAUUGUUUUAAUAAAAUUAUUCAGGUAAAAUUAGUUUGUUUUUUUUGAAUGGCUUGUGCUGUUGAGUUUUGAUGAAUUGAAGAAGAAAAAGCGUAUCAAUGAGCCUUAUCUCGAAUUCCAUUCGUAUCCGAAAUUUGCCACGAUUCCCGAAAAAAUAAUCACGGCAUCUGUUCGUAAUGGAAAUUUUCAUACAGGUCGUCACUACGAUCGGAUUUUGUGAUUGUUUUUACGGGAAUCGUAAAAAAUUUUCGAUACGAAUGGAAUUCGUGAUGAGUCCGAUAAUGAUACUUGAUACAAU